Messenger RNA from Strongylocentrotus purpuratus (purple sea urchin), 2882 nucleotides. Its product is annotated as clumping factor B. Lineage: Eukaryota; Metazoa; Echinodermata; Echinoidea; Camarodonta; Strongylocentrotidae. The record is from RefSeq and is a predicted model, not a curated record. Bases 388 to 2082 code for a protein of 564 amino acids. The transcript has 6 exons.
GCUUCCACUUGUUACCAGCCAUGCGAGUAUUUACUAUAGAGAUUUCAGUCUUCUUAUCCAUGAAGAAAGCACUGCCGUAGCUAUAAUACAUACUGGAGUAGUUUAUGAACGUAUAAUCUUCUUUUGGAGAGCCUUGCUUUCAUAAUAUUUGCUGUCACGAUCAAGUCGUGGAUAAUUGUAUCCCGUAUUUAACUUCAUAACAAGAAAUAUAUGAACUGUUUCGGAUUGAAUUACGGAUAUGACUAUUGUUUUUGUGAUACCAUGGAUAUCGACAUGUGAAUACUACUAGUUAUAAUAUACAUGUUUGGAAUCACUUUAUACAUGUUACUUAACAGAUUAGAUCUUUAAGUUUGUAUUGCUUGAGAAGGAAAACCCCUGACGAACAAGAUGAAGAGUGUGCCGCUAACAUCCAGAGGACCAGUAGAUGAUAACAACUUCCCUUGGGUGGAAUCCCAGACUAGAUCGUACCUGAGCAAAGGCGAAAUCGGCUUCCGGGGGUUGCGACACGAACCCCCUCCUCACACCUCGCCCCAUCGGAGAAGUCGAACCACAGGCAGUGUUGCAACGCCCAGUAUGUAUGGGGACCGAGAGACGGUGGUCCUACCGAAGAUUGCCACAGGGCGAAGUGCCAAGAGUGCCAAAACAAUGUGGAAGGAUUACGAAAAUAUCAAGAUCAAGACUGUACUCCAAAAUGAAUUGGAGACACCAAGAAUCACACCGCUUUACGUGCCGAAGAACCCCAAACCCCUGUACAAACGAUCCGUCGACGAGUGGAAACCAUUCGACAUCUUGCACUUCCGUGAGUUUGCCGAGAGUGGGGAGAUCGAACCUGAAGACGUCACUAAUUGCAACGAGUUCUACUCCCAGAUCACCUUCUUGCGGAAUGCUGUGAGGAACAUCGAUGGCACCACUAGUUAUCAGAAUCUUUGUAAAAAGCCUCGGAGCUGGAGUGAGCCCUCUGUCGUCGAUGAUCAGCCAGGGUUGAUCGAUGGUAACCGACUCCACUGGCAAUCAGCAUCCUCAUCUCUCCCGCAUCCUCGGAUGUUGCUACCACUCAAACCAGGACCUACCACCAAGUGGUAUGCGUGGCGGGCUGCCCCACCCAACAAAAACAACAAGGAUAAACAGAAGUCCAAACGGAAAAAUCGGAUCGAUCAUCACGGAGCUUUCUUAGACGCUUUCAGUCCACGUGUCGCACCUCAUCCCACGCCGGCUGCGAUAAAAGUUCCAGAGAGCACACCCAAAUCCGACAACUCCAGACUCCGACAAGUGCCUCGUGGAGGAAUACCCUCAGAUGGAGAUAAGGUGGAGAAUGAAGAGAACAUCAAGAUAGUAGAACCUAAAGGACUUACAUUCAUUACCGAAUCGAAAGAGGAGAGUGUUAAUCAAGCCGAACAGAGAGAGACUGAUGUGAAUGUGUCUCAGGAAACACCCAAAGACAACGUCGGUCAAGAGCUGGAGAACAACGAGGCCGAUGGACAGAAUGUGGUUAAGAAUGAACAAUCGGCAGAUGCGCUGAAGGGGAGUGGAGAACCGCAAGCGACCGUCGAUGGAGAGGAUGGAGCCACAAGUACGCAUCAGGAAGAUACCGAUUUAGCAACACAGGAAGGGGAAACUGAGAGUUCUCCUGGAGAGGAACAACACAUUGAUGAUGAGAGCAAGAGCGAUCAAAGUCCUACAAACGAAGAUGAGAAUGACAAUACGUUUGCAGGGGAGGAGACGGCCGAGGAUAAUGAGGUGAACGAAGGUGAUCCAGUAGUAUCUCAGGAAACUGAUCCCGAGACAGACGCAAUUGAUGAGGACAUACUUGUGCCAGACUCACCCACUGAUGUUUCCGAGAACGUCGAGCCUGCUACAGAAGAUAUCAUCCAAGGGGACGGAACUCCUGACGAUCAGAACAAUGAUCAAGAUCUUGUACGUGAUGGAGAAACGCCAGGAGCUACUGAUCAACCUGAAGUGACAGAUGAAGUUCAUGAAGAUGCCAAGGGACCACAACCUUCGGAUGGCCCAGACUCGACUGGUAAUCAAGACAUAGAGACAGGUGAAAAAUCCGACCAACCUACUGAUGAUGGUGACCAAUAAUGUAUUGAUCCUUGAACAAAGAUAUAAAUCAUAGUGUUGAACUUGAUAGAGGAGACACUCAGAUUAUCAAAAAGAGGAUCUCCAAUGCAUUCCAGAUGAUUCCGUCGAGCUAUGUGUUCAGAUACCAUUUAAAUUGACUGACAUCUCUAUCGUAUCGAGCCAUUGGUUAAGAAAGUUUGGCUAACGCGGUUCGAGUUGGGCACAGUAAUGGCGAAUGUUGCUUUGUUUGGCAAGCACAACACAAAAGAAUACCCGUCAUGUUAUGACCAACUGAUAUGUUGGCCAAAUUCUGUGUAUAAAUUGCUCUGGAUCUCUAAACGCAGUGAGCCAUCUUUUGAGGAUUCAUGGGAUCGAAGUAUUCGGUUAAUAGACGAUCUUAUACCAAGUCAGAAGGGUUAGGGGGUCGAUAAAUCACGAAAAACGUAAAAAUUAAUAUCGCUGACAUUAACUUUUCAUCUCUGAAGUGUCCUUGAGACCGGGGAAAUUAACGGUAACGCCAAACCCUCCUACAAAUAGCGAGAGUGUCCUUGAGACCAAAAGCGAGUGAAAAACCAACUCUGAAUUUUUAUCUCAUCUACUUCGGUCUCAUUAAACCUUACUUCUUGUUUAGGCUUCGUUUGCUUUUCGAACUAAAUACUGACAUGUGAAUACUCACUCAACAUUGAACUUAUGAUGCUCAGGAUAGCAACCCCGAUUAUGUUUAGCGGUUUUUGAGACGUUAUAUUUGUAUUUUGUUUGAUAUUUCAUAUGUUUGCGUUCAAAUAAACAAACAAAUGAUGAUACAUUUGCCAUCUAAAGAU